This is a messenger RNA of Pseudoliparis swirei, 1277 nucleotides long. Its product is annotated as dual specificity protein phosphatase 22-B-like. Gene Ontology annotation, cellular component: cytosol. Gene Ontology annotation, molecular function: protein tyrosine/serine/threonine phosphatase activity. The transcript has 7 exons. Bases 102 to 677 code for a protein of 191 amino acids. The record is from RefSeq and is a predicted model, not a curated record. Gene Ontology annotation, biological process: transforming growth factor beta receptor signaling pathway; regulation of cell population proliferation; protein dephosphorylation. NCBI's taxonomy places the organism in Eukaryota, Metazoa, Chordata, Actinopteri, Perciformes, Liparidae.
GAGGAGCACUAUAGGUGACACACAACUUUCAAAACCUGGUGCAAAAAAAUCUAAAUAGUUUUCGAAACUUGAAGGGAUUUUCUCACGACCUAUUGGCUGACAUGGGUAAUGGAAUAAAUAAGGUCCUGCCUGAUCUGUAUCUCGGAAAUAUCAAAGAUGCACGAGACAGAGAGCUGUUGGCGCAACGCAACAUCACCCACAUCCUGUCCAUCCAUGACACAGCUGCACCCAUCCUGGAGGACAUGACGUACCUGUGUAUAUCAGCUGCUGAUCAAUCUAAGCAAAACCUGAUGCAGUACUUCAGAGACAGCAUCAUGUUCAUCCACGAGUCCCGACUGAAAGGAGAGGGCUGCCUUGUCCACUGUGUGGCCGGCGUGUCCCGCAGUGUGACUCUGGUGGUGGCUUACAUCAUGACGGCGACGGGUCGCGGCUGGGUGGAGUCUCUGGCGGCGGUGAGGGCGGUGAGGCCUUGUGCGGGGCCCAACCUGGGCUUCCUCCGGCAGCUGAAGGAGUUUGAAAACACAGAACUGACCGAAUAUCGGGCCUGGUGGAAGGACCGGUACGGGAAGAACACGUUCAACGACGAUGAGGAGACGGAACACCUUUUGACUCGUAGCAGCAGCAGUAAUACCAUAACUCCCAGCAUCCCUCCUGCGCUGGGUGCAGGGGGCAGCUGACGCAAUGUCUUCUGAGAGUCUCAUCUUUCCUGAACUCAAGCAGCUGAGUGAGUGACGAGCUUCUGCUCGGACCACUAAAAACCCACUAAAGAGACCAGCUUGCCUUCAUCAUCGAUCCUGCAGAGACCAGCUCAACGCUCUGCAUCAAAAUGAUGAAUUUGAAUAUCAUGUUUGCAGAAAGGCUAAGGAGUCAUGUGGGAGGGGAGUCAUGUCCUUGCCUCUAACUGUCAAAACAACAUGCGAGGGCAGUCAAGCAUGAAACAAGGACAUACAAGUACAGUCCAGAGUGUGAACACACAUUUAGCAGCGUUCACUCCCCGUUAGUUAUGUUAUGCUGUGUCUAAUACUUGAAAUGUGAGUAGUCCAUUGCGACAGUAUCAGAAGCAAUGUGUGUUUACUAAUCACAGUGUUAUUCUUAAAUCCAUUUUGUUUUUUGUAUGUUUUGUAAACAAGUGUGUGUGGUCUAAGACUUCUCAAUCAUGCCAUAUGGAUCGGCAGUAAAAGCCUAAUUUUAAAAUCGAGAGUUUGUGGAUGAUUCACAAAGUUCUGCUCCAGAUUGAAUGUGAAUUUGCUUUUUAUUGAAUAAAAACAUUAACAUGU